Molecule: messenger RNA, 180 nt
Organism: Oppiella nova
Lineage: Eukaryota; Metazoa; Arthropoda; Arachnida; Sarcoptiformes; Oppiidae
Source: the annotation of a GenBank genome assembly
AUGAUUACGCCGAAACCCAACAUCAGUGAUCGCGCCAGAAAUGCACUACUCAACUAUAGUUGGCCGGGAAAUAUCCGUGAGCUUGAAAAUAAUAUCCAUUAUGCACUGCUCAUCAGUGGUGGCAAAACCAUUGAUAUUGAACAUUUAAGAGGAGGGUGGCUCAAGCGUUUUACCAGAUAA